UUCAAGGAGAAGCUUAGUUGGAUGCUGCAAUGUGCCAAGGUAUGUACAUAUGUUAAUGAUCGUUAGAAUUCGCAUAUGUAUUACAUAUGUUAGAAUUCGCAAUUUUCUCACAUUUUGUGUAGGGUAUGGAAUACUUGAAUAGCAUAAACAUAGUUCACCGGGAUCUGAAGACGCAGAAUUUGUUACUUUUCAAUAAAUACUGUAAAUUGAAAAUAUGCGAUUUUGGUACAGUAAAAGAAUUGGCUACAUUGAAUACCGAACUUGUGGGGACAAUUUCUUAUAUGGCUCCAGAAGUUUGUAUCUCAAAAGGCAAAUACACAGAAAAGUGUGAUAUAUUUAGUUUUGGAAUAAUUCUUUGGGAAGUAAUGUCAAGAAAGAAGCCAUUUUACGAACUUAACGACAUCAAUAUAUUUGCAAUCCAACAAAAAGUUGUGAAUGGUGCUCGGCCAAAUAUAAAUGAUGCGAUUUUUUGCGAUAAGCUCGAUUACAUUGGACCAAUAAUUGAAAACUGCUGGGAUAACGUUCCAGAAAAUAGACCGCUGAUCAAAGAACUUUGUGAUCUUCUCCCAAUUUAUCUUUUUUUUCCUCUAAAAUGCAAAAUCGUAAACUUCGACGACAUUCUACUAGUUGAAAUUAUUGGAUCUGGAAGCUAUGGUGUUGUCCACAGAGCAAAUUGGAAACCCUCCCAAGAUGAAGAGAAAUUAGUUGCCCUAAAAAUGUUGCACGGACGUAGUGAAGAUUCAAUAACAAAAAAAAUUAAAUACUCAGUGGAGAUCCUUCGAGAAAUUCAGGAUAUACAAAAAUAUAAUCACAUUAUAUGGGAUCUGUAA
Messenger RNA from Drosophila nasuta, 830 nucleotides. Its product is annotated as putative mitogen-activated protein kinase kinase kinase 7-like. The coding region runs from base 126 to 830 and encodes 234 amino acids. The transcript is spliced from 4 exons. Gene Ontology annotation, biological process: positive regulation of canonical NF-kappaB signal transduction; protein phosphorylation; JNK cascade. Gene Ontology annotation, molecular function: MAP kinase kinase kinase activity; ATP binding. NCBI's taxonomy places the organism in Eukaryota, Metazoa, Arthropoda, Insecta, Diptera, Drosophilidae. The record is from RefSeq and is a predicted model, not a curated record.